GCGUGUGUGCGUGCGUGUGCGUGUGUGUGUGUGUGUGUGUGUGUGUGUGUGUGUGUGAGUGAGUGAAAGGGAGAUGAAUUGGAGUCAUCCAACUGGGUGUUUCCUUCCGAGUGGUUUUGAUCAGCAAUCCAUUAGGGGAUCAUGGAAACUUUUUUUUUUUUUUCUGGCUAAAAGGAUGAAAACUGAGUAAGUACACAGAACUUUGAACUUGAAACGGAACGAGACAAAUAUAAGCAAAACCCUGACAGCAACCAUGUUCAUUCAAACCGCUUAUUCCCUUUUUAUGUUAAAAGCCGUGAAUGCUUACAGGAAAGUGGGAAUUUAAAACUGAAUGAAGGGCAGCCUACAAAAGGCUGAAAGCAGGACUGCUUUAAAACCCGGAGGAAAAAUGAGGAACUGCUAAGGCAACCUGGCCUGCGUCCAGCUGUGCAACAGGCACUUUGGGUUUUAACCUAUUGCAUUCUUCAAGGCUGUUUUCAGACUCCAGAUUUACUUUGGUGUUGUUUUCUCUCUUCCUGUGAAGCUGAGGCAGAGUCGGACUCCUUUGCUGUGAGUUUAAGGAUGUUGUGAAAAUAAGGCAUUGCCGGAAGCAACGGUUUGGCAGCAGCACUCAGGUUAUUUGUUACAUCUAUUAUUAUUUUGAUGUCUUUUUUUAACCCUGGUCAGCUUCUUUUUGCUGUCAUCCAUGGAAGGGCUCUCAUUCACCGCCUCAGACUUUUGGGACCUAUGAUUCUUUGGCAUGACCCUUCGGAAAGUUCUUAAGCAGAGAUGGAGCAAACUUGAUUGGAGUUGUGGAAAAAGAGGACAGAUUUGUAUUUUUCAUGCUGACAAAAAAUAGCUGCUAUGACUUUUCUCGCAACGUGGACAGGGGCCAAGUGAAGUUGAACUGGUCAUGGUCUGUCGCCCAGUGCUCCCUUGUCGUCGGCGAUUUUGCCCCCGGCCCUUCUUGGUGGGCUUGGUUGUGGCCAUCUGUCUCUUCUACCAGACCCUGACCCUCCGAGGGACGAGGAAGCUCACAGCCGCUGUCCCUGGCGCUGCCCCACACACGUCCACUGAAAUCCAGGCAAGCAGAUGCAAGGAAGAAUUCUCACAGGACAAACAGUGCUUGCUUCUCUCUGGAGAUGCACAGGAAAUCAGAAAGAUUGAAGAAGCAAUUGAGACACACUUUGGUGGUCAUGGCCGAAGGGCCCUACUCUACAGUCCUGCCAACAGCAAAUCAGAGCUUCGGCUCCACCAGCACGUUCUCACGGAGCAUGGCUAUACGGUUGUCAUCGCUGAAGAAAGGCUCGAUGCUGGCCUUGGGCUGGGGCUGCUAGAACAAGGUGAUUCGGGCCCCUGGGAUCUGCUCAUUUGCUUGUCUUCUGGAAAAGCUGAUGGAAAACCCUGCAUGUCCAAGGAGGACAUGUGCCAGUUAAGUUUACAUCAAAAGGUAAACAUAUUACCAGAAAUACAGCAUCAGCUUUGCAGAAAGGAAGGAUUAUGUCAAAUAAUUAGAAGAUUUCCAGAGUUGCAACUUCCAGUGAGUCCCUCCGUAUGUCUGGAUCAGGGAAUACAAUUAAAGCCGAGCACUUCAAGUCACCUUUUAAAAACAGUGAAGCCACAUAUCUGGAAACCAGGGAACUGGAGACGUGAACAGCUGAAUCAAACAACAGUCCUUGCUCCACAUGAAACAAUCUUUAGAGCCGAAGAUCUAUCUGUGAUACUUAAAGCAUAUGUGUUGGUGACAUCGUUAACCCCUUUGCGUGCAUUCAUUCAUUCAACUGGCACGGUUUGGAAUCUACCAAAGAAAAAACGCUUCACUGUCAAGCUGCAAACAUUUUUUGAGACAUUCCUGAGGGCCAGUUCAUCUCUUCAGGCUUUUGAUAAUAUGAAGGAAGCAAUUAGCAAACUCUUGCUUGCAGCUGAAGUAUUCAGUGAAACAUCUACUCUGGGACCAAAGACCUUCAAUAGAUGCAGAUUAUGUUUUCAACUUUUAACUUUUGACAUUGGUUAUGGCAGUUUCAGGUACCCUGUAGUGCUCCAGGUACAUGAGCAUUUAAAUUUUCAAGAUAAUGAUAAUAUGGAUUUUGAGGACCAAAAUACAGAAGAAUUCCUUUUAAAAGAUACUUUCAAUUUUCUCUUCUCUAAUGAAUUAUCGCUUUCUGGGUUUUCUGAGAUAUUUCAGAGACUUUAUAGAUCAGAUGUGUUUAAGGGUGAAAACCAUCAAAAGGAACUAAAUCAAUGUCUGUCUUUAGAGGAAAUCAACUCAAUUUUCACUUUCAUAAAGGAACUUGGGAGUCUGGGACAAUUCCAACUGCUCUUCCCAUCUGCUACUCCUGGGAUUCAAUCUUUGGUGCGUGAAUUUUAUGAUAUGGCAAAUCCUACGGGAAAACCUGGCUCAGUCCUGACCCAAUACUGGUCUCUUUUAAAUAUAUUUGAACAAUUUCAGCUCAUGAAUAAAAAGGCACAGCUACAUCCACUGGAAUGGAAUUCUUUCACAGAGGAUGAGAACAUUGAAAAACCACAAGUGCCAUUUGAUGCAAUAGGAAAUAAAAAAGCUGCAGUUCCACAAAUUAUGAAUGACAAUAAAGAAAUACAUUGCAGUAAUGAUAAAGACACACCAUGUCAUAUUAAGCAGAUCUUCACACAUCCGCAUUUGGAGCUACGUCCUGAGUUUAAUCUGCAGAUCAAAGAUUAUUAUGCUGAAGUACCAUUUGAUGUGGUAACAGUGACAAUUGGAGUGGAGACUUCUAAGUGUCAGUGCAAGGUGCACCUGUAUGAGCAGGCUGGGCCGAGCUUUGCCAACUACCCUCUUGGGUUAGGAAUGAACAAAAUCUCAAUAUUUGUGGUGGAUGAAUCUCCAGCACAGAGUGAGACCCUGAUCACUUACAAACUCACCAUCUACAGAGAAGACCGCCCAAGUCUGCCCUUGUUUGAGGACUUCACAGCAUGUGGUUUUGUGCAGGAUUGUGGUUUGCUGAUUCACCCGGAGGAAACCUGUGGAUUACAACCUAUUUCUUCUGACUACAUUGAAGCCAUUUCACAGUCUGAGCUAAAGAGUUGUCCAUCUGGGGACAUAAAAGGCCAGUGGAUUGUGCCAUGCCUUAGCUGUUCAGACAACAGGACCUGUGACUGGAGAGAAAUAACUUGGCAGCCCCACAACUGCCAAUACGGUGUCCUAACUAAGCCUCAACUGCAGCAGUGCUUGGGAGGAAGGAAGAUUCUUUUCAUUGGAGAUUCAACCAACAGAGGGAUCAUGUACUAUCUGAUCGAAAGACUGAAUGAAACGUUGCAAGAAUGGCAGAAGGUGCAUGGCACUAAAUUCUAUCACGUCAACGGUGGGAAGACUGUUAUCAGUUAUUCCUACUAUCCCCAGUUCUGGAUAAGCCCUUCAUUGAGACCAACAUUUGAAGAAGCCCUUGAGCAUCUCUUACAAAGAUCACGCCCCCUAGAGAAUACUGGCCAGACUGUACUGGUUGUUGGUGGUGUUCAGUGGCUUAAUUCCAAUCACCUGCAAAUUAUUCACAAGGUUUUGAAGAGGGAAAAGUUACUCAAUAUCCUAGUGAUCGUCAAAACUUUGGGAAUUGGAUUUCAUCUGCCAGUGGAUGGAGUGCAUUUCCUAACACAGAGUGAAGUACAGAAUUUAUGGAAAGAAAAUUUGAUUAUUCUGGAUACUGCAAAAAAGUAUGGCUAUGAAGUAGUUGACACGUUCACUAUAACAAUGGGACGAUACAAAGAGUUUCUGCAGGGGAAGUGUGCAUGUCAUUUCCAUGAGGUAGUGAAAUCAAACUUAGCCAAAGAACAUCACAUUAUUAAAAUGAAAAGAUCAAGGAAUCAUGUUGUGGGAAAAUAUUUCAGCCACCAAAGCAAACAACAAGACUCUGUAACAAGCUUUCAAUCACCGUAUCAUGUCAGAGGUCCUAUAAAUCAGGUUUGUUCUGAAAUCCUUCUCAGCAGGAUGUGUGCGAGAAAAAGACCUAUGUAGGCUCUCUGCAGAAGAACUGAAUUCAGGGUUGGAGACAAGGCGCUCACCUGGGCAAUGGUCUAGGAGCCAAACCUUGUGCAUCACAUGCCUUUUGGAUUGAUCACACACACUCGUGCACACUGACACAGAUGCACACACCAAUGCACACAUAGCUAAAAUGAAGUAGUAAUAACACAUUUUCUUACAGCUUUAUAAAGUUAAGGUGUGAACUUCAACACCAGUUCAUUUCUGAGUGUAAGACAGACCUAGAAAAAGGUUACUUGAAGUAUAAUUAUAAACCAGAACCACUGUGGGCCAGGUAUUGCAUUGUAUUAAUAAAUAGAAAUAAAGACACUUGAAUUAUGUGGAAAACAGGAUAGCGCUCUUUAGUUUUGUUACCAUCUCCAUAGGUAUGUCAGUAUUCAAAGACGGAAAAAGCAAUUACAUUCCAUUUGCAGGUAGAGGUUGUGCUUAUGUUCCUUACCAGGAGAAAAUGUGGCGUUUAUGAUGGUGUAGGCUUGGUGAAUCUAACGCUUAUGAAAAACAUUUUUCCUAUGCUUUUUAAAUUUGAUUACUGAAAGGAAAAGAACAGGAAUGCUCCACAAGGGAAUUCGAAGAGAUGCUAUGAGAGAGAUAUAAAGUAAAAUAUUUUUUAGUUAAAACACCAAUAUAUUUAACUCUGCACUCUUUGUGUUUACUAUAAACAUUCUCUCCUGGUCCUGUCUGUGAAUUUGGAUGGGUAAGUGCAGUCUAAAUUGAAGAAACCCAAAGUUUUAAAGUGAGGGACAAAAUAUAGUUCCUCGUGUAUUACUUUAGUAUGUUUCGUUGAUCAUAUUACUUGGCUUUUUUUUUUGCCAUUAUAAUUCUAUGUAACUUAAAAUUACAAUUACAUUGUAUGUAAAUAUUUCACAAAGCAUUAUGCAUUUUCAAAUGCAUAGGCAUAUUUUGCAGAAAGCAUUUGUAUAUGUCCACAAAUAGAAUUAUGUUACUAGUAUCAAAUUUAGAGUAGGCAUAAAAUUAUUUUUCAAUUAAAAAUGUGGCAUACAUGUAAAACAUACCUAAUUCUAGUAUUUAGAACUUUCUCUUCUAUCUCUUUAGGUUCAGAAUGUUAAAUUUCUUUAUUACACCAAUGCUUUGUUGUAAGAUAACAUCUCACAGUUACAAUGGCUUUUAAAGGAUUAUUUUUCUUUUUGGGGAAAAAAAAAAACAGUGAGAGGGUUAAUUCAAUACAUGGCUGAAAUUACCAAAUGCACAAAUACCUCAAUUUCACUACUAUACAAAAAAAGUAUUUUGAUUAAUCAAUUCCUUAGUAUGAAUACCCACCUCCUUUAAAUACUCUAUUUUUAUAUAUAUUUUUAUAUGAAGAUAAACAUGAAUUUAUAUUUAACUAUCUUAAAUUAUAUUUACAUAAAUGCAAAUAUCACUUGAUAUAAACAAUACAGAUCUGCAUCUUACAGAUGAUAGAUUUUUAAAAGAAUGGUACAGAAUUCACUUUAAAUAUGAAAGCUUUUUCUAGCAUCUACACUUUAAUGCAAGCAUCAUUUUUAGGUUUCCGGUGAUUUUUUUUUUUAAUUAUAUAAAACACUGCCAAUUUAUACAGCCUCUCCAUCAUGUUUUAACUUAUUAUAUGCUCUAUAACAGUAUUACAGUCAGUGGGUAUUUCUCGUAAUUUACUUUCAACCUAACUGUAAUAACCAUCCGACUGAGGUUAAUCUGGCAUUUACCUCUUCAAUGUUGAAGUAAUAGUGGGUUUUAGAAAUAAUUGUAAUAAUGUCAUUAAUAAAUGUCUUACUGGUAAUAGUCUGUGUUCA
Messenger RNA from Lemur catta (Ring-tailed lemur), 5754 nucleotides. It is a transcript of the gene CPED1, whose product is annotated as cadherin like and PC-esterase domain containing 1. The record is from RefSeq and is a predicted model, not a curated record. Lineage: Eukaryota; Metazoa; Chordata; Mammalia; Primates; Lemuridae. Bases 893 to 3964 code for a protein of 1023 amino acids. The transcript has 22 exons.